Molecule: messenger RNA, 1230 nt
Organism: Arabidopsis arenosa
Lineage: Eukaryota; Viridiplantae; Streptophyta; Magnoliopsida; Brassicales; Brassicaceae
Source: the annotation of a GenBank genome assembly
GUUCCAAAAGCAAAGCAGCUUCCCAAGAAGAUCAAAUCCGAAAAUGUGCGAUCGAUCUUAAUCCUUUUGUUUUAUUAUUAUUACAUCACUUCCUAAAUUUCCGUUUGUAGAAGUAUGGAGAGGUAUGAGAUAGUGAAGGAUAUUGGGUCUGGUAACUUUGGAGUAGCAAAACUUGUUCGUGACAAAUUUUCCAAAGAGCUUUUCGCUGUUAAGUUCAUCGAGAGAGGCCAAAAGAUUGAUGAACAUGUACAAAGAGAAAUCAUGAAUCACAGGUCACUCAUCCAUCCCAAUAUAAUAAGAUUCAAGGAGGUUUUGUUGACGGCAACACAUUUGGCUUUAGUAAUGGAAUACGCCGCCGGAGGAGAACUGUUCGGAAGAAUCUGCAGCGCCGGAAGAUUCAGUGAAGACGAGGCAAGGUUUUUCUUUCAGCAGCUUAUAUCAGGAGUUAAUUACUGUCACAGUCUUCAAAUAUGCCAUAGAGAUCUAAAGCUAGAGAACACUUUAUUGGAUGGAAGUGCAGCGCCGCGCGUAAAGAUAUGCGACUUCGGAUAUUCAAAAUCAGGAGUUCUUCAUUCACAACCAAAGACAACAGUAGGAACACCUGCUUACAUUGCGCCUGAAGUGCUCUCCAAGAAAGAGUAUGACGGCAAAAUCGCUGAUGUUUGGUCUUGUGGAGUCACUUUGUAUGUUAUGCUUGUUGGUGCUUAUCCCUUUGAAGAUCCUUCUGAUCCUAAAGAUUUUCGAAAAACGAUUGGUCGGAUUCUCAAAGCUCAGUAUUCUAUUCCUGAUUAUGUCCGAGUUUCGGAUGAAUGCAGACAUCUUCUCUCUCGGAUAUUCAGUGCCAACCCUGAAAAGAGAAUAACAAUAGAGGAGAUAAAGAAUCAUUCUUGGUUUCUCAAGAAUUUGCCAGUAGAGAUGUCUGAAGGAUCAUUGAUGAUGAAUGGUCCAUCUACUCAGACAGUGGAAGAGAUAGUGUGGAUCAUUGAGGAAGCUCGGAAACCGAUCACCAUAGCUACUGGACUCUCCGGUGCUGGUGGCUCGGGCGGAAGCAGUAAUGGUGCCAUUGGAAGUAGCAGUAUGGAUCUCGAUGACUUGGACACCGAUUUCGACGACAUCGAUACAGCUGAUCUCCUUUCCCCUUUGUGAACAAAUUUUAUGACAUAAACAAAAACCAAAGAAUUCAUGUUUCUGAAGCUGAUACACAGAGGUGAAUAUAAUUGUCAUCUUAAG